Messenger RNA from Mugil cephalus (flathead mullet), 2493 nucleotides. RefSeq lists its product as uncharacterized. Bases 531 to 2459 code for a protein of 642 amino acids. NCBI's taxonomy places the organism in Eukaryota, Metazoa, Chordata, Actinopteri, Mugiliformes, Mugilidae. The transcript is spliced from 18 exons. The record is from RefSeq and is a predicted model, not a curated record.
GCUCUGUGAUGAAACAGGUUGUGAAAUGGGAUAUCGCACCUCCCAUUUACUCUAAUAAUAUACUUUAUACGCGUAUUAAACAUGAACCGGGAUUUCAGAAUACAAGUCUGCCAAAAUAAUAAAAUAAUAAAAAAGUUUCUAUUAAAACAGGACAGCAGGUUUGAUCUUCAGGGGGUUCACGUCAAAGGUUAAUGAGCUGCUCCUGAGAGGCUGGCCCCUGUGAACUCAUCCGUCACAGCGAGCGCUCAGGGAAAUGAACUGGUUAAUGGAAUGAAAACAGGGCGAGGAUGUGACAAGUGAUCAGCGUUUCUCAGUCGACUGGACGUGGAAAUGAGGCCGGCGUUUGAGUGGUUUAGUUUGAAAAGAAAGAGAGCAAACCUGAGAUUAAAGUCAGAGGAGAGUGUUUGGAAAUGUUAAUUAUUGAUCUGCACUAAUGCACACACAUGUACCCCUACAACCCUUUUCUUUUUAGGCCUGUCAGCUGUUUUAAAUUUAAUUAUCCUCUCAUCCUCCAAUUAUAGCAGCCCUAAAUGUAUGCUCAAACAUAUGUAGGACAAACAAGUAAAACGGAACUACCAGACAUGCAUACAUACUGCCCUUUGACCGCUAUAUAUUGGCAUGACAGUUAUAAAGAUGAGCAGAAGCGGAGGUUGUUUUCAAGUAGCAACAUGGAUCCCAGGACGCUGACAUCGCAUGCAGCUUUAACUUUGUUGAUCCUCAUUGUUGGCAGCAAUGGACACAUCAAGAAAGAUCUGAGAAUGGAUCAGGCCGUGCUCACGUUUCACAACCAGCUCAAAGAAGAAGUGCAGGUUUUCUACACGUCAGACUACUGCCACAAGUGUGUGUACCAGCAUUUGGCCACAGUGAAACCCAGCAACAAGAACACAUCUACAGUAAUUAGCACUAAAUUCACCCUGAGUGUGCGAGUGGAAUCACAAAGCAGGAAUUCAACCCUUUGCAGCUGGAGUCGGACAUAUAGGGAAGGCGGCCAUUACUGUAUUUGGCUCCAGACGUUAGACGGCUCCACUGAACCCACCUGCAGCCACACUCUGAAUAAAAGCCCAAACAACACGUACCUGCCCCUUCUGGUGGCAGCUCUCCUACUGGCGGUAAUUGCUCUCUUAAUCGUGGUUGUACCAUACGUCUACAGGAGACGUUGUACAUCACCUUUUCUUAGGACCAUUUUCUGCCGAGGUCCGCAGUACUCGGUGGAUAAUGACGGUGCACAUGCUAAUGAAACAGGACAGAGCACCGCUAAAGCCAAACCCACACGUCUGCGCUCCCUGGACACUUUCCGAGGGUUUGCGCUGACGGUGAUGGUGUUUGUGAACUACGGAGGAGGAGGCUACUGGUUCUUCCAACACGCACCUUGGAACGGUCUAACUGUGGCAGAUCUUGUCAUGCCAUGGUUCGUGUUUAUAAUCGGGACGUCGGUGGUUUUGGCUUUCCGGUCCAUGCAGAGGAAAGAAGUGAGUCGCCUGCAGCUGCUGCGAAAGUUCUCCUGGAGAACGGCCGUCCUGUUCCUGCUCGGCUUCUGUUUUAUCAACUACUCCCCAAGGGACGGACCACUGUCCUGGUCUUGGCUGAGGGUCCCUGGAGUGCUGCAGCGCCUGGGCUUCACCUACUUUGUUCUGUCUCUCCUGCAGACUUUCUGGGGCCAGAAAGAAAUCCCUCUGAAAGCAUAUCACUGGUGGAACCCGGUCCAGGAUGUCGUCCUUUAUUGGCCACAGUGGCUGAUCAUCAUCCUGCUGGAGACUUUGUGGCUGUGCAUCACUUUCCUCAUGCCGGUACCCAACUGCCCCACAGGGUAUUUAGGAGCUGGUGGAAUUGGUGAUCACGGUCUUUACCCGAACUGCACUGGAGGUGCUGCAGGAUACAUUGAUAGAAGGAUGUUUGGUGAUAACAUGUACAGGUACCCCACGUGCAAAGAAAUGUAUCACACCACGCAGCCCUUUGACCCAGAGGGGGUCCUGGGUACAAUCAACUCCAUUGUCAUGGGAUUUCUGGGGAUGCAGGCGGGGAAAAUCCUCAUUUUCUACAAAGGGACAAACAUCCGCAUACUCUGUCGAUUCCUGGUGUGGGCCGUCAUCCUGGGAAUCUCUGCAGCCAUCCUUACUAAGUGCACGCGAGACGGAGGAUUUAUACCUGUCAAUAAAAACCUUUGGUCAUUGUCCUUUGUGAUGUGCACGGGCUGUUUCUCCUUUGUGCUGCUGGGAGCCAUGUAUCUUGUCAUCGAUGUCAAGGACUGGUGGGGCGGACAGCCCUUCAUAUACCCAGGGAUGAACUCCAUCUUUGUAUAUGUUGGCCACUCUCUCCUGGGCUUCUACUUCCCUUUCAGCUGGGAGAUGCAUUUCCAGGACAGUCACUGGGAGUGGCUCUUUCAAAGCCUGUGGGGGACCACACUGUGGGUGCUCGCUGCCUACUUUCUCUACUGGAAGAAAUUCUUUCUCAAAAUAUAAGCAGCACUUUAUCAUUUUUAACGUUUUUAUUGAA